This is a messenger RNA of Pseudomyrmex gracilis, 5907 nucleotides long. RefSeq names its product zinc finger protein 585B-like. Lineage: Eukaryota; Metazoa; Arthropoda; Insecta; Hymenoptera; Formicidae. Bases 205 to 3966 code for a protein of 1253 amino acids. Gene Ontology annotation, molecular function: zinc ion binding. The record is from RefSeq and is a predicted model, not a curated record. The transcript is spliced from 5 exons. Gene Ontology annotation, cellular component: nucleus.
GAUCGAGAUGCACGCCGUACGUACGUACGUACUGAUCCAACUCUUCCCCGACGAGUAGCGACUGCGAGCAACCAAGCCCGAACGUUUCGUUCCUAACCUGAGUCUGUGGUGACGCGCGAUAUUGGCGACAACGAUCGGAUCGGGGUUCGAAUCGUGUGGUGGUCCCAUCACACCAGGUAGCGUUUCCAGGAGCGCCGGUUUGCCAUGAACGAGGACGUUGUGGAAAUUGAAAAUGUGGAGAAUGUCUGCAGACUCUGUCUCUCCGCGGACGAACCGAGGUCCUCGGUGUUCUCGGCACAGGAGCAGGAAGACGAUUCUGAUGUGUUACUGGUCGACAAGAUUGAAGACUGUUUGUCGAUACAGAUAUUAGCAACCGAUAAAGUAUCUACAUUGAUAUGUAAAACUUGUGUGAAAAGUGUCAAUCAGUGGCACACUUAUAAAGAGUCAUGCCUGCGCUCUCAAAACAAGUUGCAAGAAUGGUUGGCAAAGCAGCACUCAAAUCCCAUGGUUAUAACAAUCAAGGAUGAACCAAUGGACGUUGAUAACGAUGAGAAUAUAGAAAUUAUCUCAGAAGUCAUUAACAAUUCCGAACAAAUACAGUCACCAACAGAUGUUCAGAUGGUAGAAGAUGAUGGUAAAGAAACGGAUAAUAAGGAAGUGCAGAAAGUGACAGAUAAUAGUGACACAAAUAACGACAAUAAACAGGAAGAUACUGUGGAUGGAACUGUUUCGGUACGCGAGUCAGUUGAUGAAACAGUUCCAUCCACAGUUGAGGAGACUGACAAAGAUGAAAGUAAAGCAGACCCGAAAGAUUCUAUAGCUUUAUGUUCUAUUAAAACCGAGCCGCCAGACGACGAUGACGCGGAUUGCAUAGACUUAGACUCUCUGAACGACAGAGAGUUGAUGAAUUCUUUGGCCUCAAAAGAUGACACAGUUAUGGAAGCUGAUUCCACGCAAAAAUCCAAUGCCGCCCGCAUAUCGCCUAAAAAGAAGAUGCGACGUGGUCCUCAUACUCAUUACAGAGGUAUGCGUACCUUUAAACAGAAAUGCCCAUUCUGUAAGAUCUUCUUGCAUUCUAAACAAACAUACGUAAACCACAUGAAGAAAUUUCACUCUGAAAGAAAUGAUAUAUCAAAUUCAAACUCAGUAUCGCAGAACGAGGAGGAGGAGAUGGUAGAAGAUCUGGAAGACGAACUGGCCAGCAUGGAGCAGGAGUCGCCAUUGACACCCGUUCAACAGGAGAUAAUCAGUCAAUUGAAAACGUUCUCCUGCUACAGCUGCAAUCAGACGUUCAACGAUCGGCGCAGUACGCUUUUCCACAUACGCCAGCACCUGCCAGACUUGAGACCGCACACAUGCAUUGCCUGUUUGACUGAAUUUCCCGAUCGUCCAUUAUAUCAAUCGCAUUGCGGCGCGUCUUUCGAAUGCGCCAUGAAGAUUGCCCUGGUCGUGCCAACGCGCGGUCACGAGCGAUAUUUCACGUGUAACAUGUGUCUGCGCUCGCUGCAGAGCAGGAAAGAACUGCUCAGUCACUUGUCGAAACAUUCCGACAAGCAAUACGAGGAAAUGAUGUCGCCAACGCGAUCGCCGCCCAAACUUAAGCCAAUGGCACCGUUGCCAUCCGCGAAAAGCAGUUCCGAUAAGCCGCAGAAAUCCGGACCUUACAAGAACGGCGAUCCGGCGCACAAUCAUAUUUGCGAUCUCUGCGGCAUGAUUUACAGAUACCGACCCAAUUUGUUCAAGCAUAAAGAAUACUGCAAACUAUUAGACCCAGAAACUAGAAUGACAUACAAAUGCGUACACUGCCUUAUGACUUUCCUUGUGUUUAAAAAAUUCCAUUCUCACAUCACGGUUGAUCACAAAAAGAAGGAGUUCACGUGCUUCGUAUGUAACUCCAAAUUCCGAUCGCCCAGCGAUUUCCUCACCCAUCACGAGAAACAUCGCGGCACGAAGAAGCACGACGGGGCUUCGCAGAGCACGGGCCAGUUCCCGUUGAAGGAACGAAACGCUCACGAAGCGGAUCCUCAGAGCUACACUUGCGCUCUUUGCAAUCAGGAAUUUUCCACGAGAUCCGAACUGUCCAAGCACCGAAGUAUUCAUCUUAAAGUAAAAAUCUAUUCCUGUGUCAUAUGUCACAGCAUGUUCAGCAGCAUCGGCGCUUUGGAAAUCCACAUGAAAGAUCAUGGCAUUGACGAUCCGGACGAACGGAAUGCCAACAUUUCCUGCGUCGAAUAUGGCAACUUGGACGAGGAUAUGAGAAUUGAGAAAGACGUGGCAAACACCAGCAGUGUUUCUGAUCCUGGCACGCAAGUUCACAAGUGUUGCGAGUGUGGCAAGAUCAUGAACACCUAUGCCAAUCUCCGUAGACACGCCAAAAUCGCGCAUCGGAACGCAACUAUCUUCGAAUGCAUCGACUGCUCGCGAAUGUUCACGCGUAAAGAGGUGUACGAUCAGCAUAUGCAGUUGAAACACAAGAAUACCAAGACAAUGCUUCAGUGUCCUCAAUGUCCUAAGAGUUUCGUCUUCCAGUCGAAUUUUGCCUAUCACUUCCGUACCGCUCAUCUCGAGAAAUCAGAAAAUGGUUACGCUUGCAAUAUCUGCGGUAAAGUUUUUGAAGAAGAAGCGUCCUUGAAGAUACACAAAGGUUGGCACAAUCGCGCCAAUUCUCGCCUGAGCACUCAGCAUAUACUGGGCAAUCCGAAUUCUUCGAAAGAUUCCGGCGAAUCGAGCGAUAACGCGGAACGACCAGCUAGAGCCCGAAAGUCCUUCCCCAAUCCUCCGCUCCAGUCACUAACGAAAGCGUCUAAUUUUGAAUGUCAGGUAUGCAACGACCAAUUCAACAGCGUUGCGGAACUGAGAUCGCAUCUGUGGGAGGUUCAUUGCGCUCGUAGCAAAACGGAAAAAAGCUUCACCAACAACGAGCUUCAGUGUGAGCUUUGCACCAACAUUUUCCCCGAUCGGGAAACCCUGGCGUCCCACAUGCAGUGGCACAAAGCCAAUCCCAUUCUCAGCGAGGUGGGAAAGACAUUCACUUGCGACGUGUGCGGCAAACACUACAGUUCGAAGAAAGUUCUGUGGAAGCACAAAAGACUUCACAAAUCUACUGUUGUGGCCUCGAUGAAGUUCCAGUCUUUGGCUAGGAAGCCCAUGGCCAGCCAGUUUAUGUGCACGUAUUGUCGAAAGGUCUUCUCGAGCAGUCAGUCUUUGCAACGACACAAGCUUAGCUUCCACGCGCACGAGUCCCACAAUCAGCAACGCGUGCAGCAACCGGUGCAUAAAGGCCGUAAGAUCUCGAUCAAUUCGGAGGAUGAGACGAGAGCAAAGAUUCCGAGAUUGGAUAUCGACAGUGAAAAUCCUUCGAGCAGACUACCGUCAUUCUCCACGGACUUUGUUGGCGAGAAGAAAAAGUCCUUCAUGUGUCAUUUGUGCAAGAAGGUAUUCCCCAACAUGAGCGUGCUCUACAAACAUAAACAAUCGGUGCACAAGCCGCGAGCGUCGAAGGACCACUUGCCUGAGUUUAUACCGACCACGACCAAGGACGGCAAGUACUCGUGUAAUGUCUGCUACAAGAAAUUCCCCGGUCUGUCGAAUCUACGACAACACUUUACGAUUAAGCACAAAAAAAUUUCGUCUCUCGUAGUGUCUGAUCAGCCGAGAAAUCACGAGGUGACCUCCAACAAUGUCACGCACAAGACUUACGAAUCGACUCACAAUUACAUGAUAUACAGCUGCAAGCUGUGCAAGCAGUGCCACGUCUUUAACAAAGAUUCCAUUGUGAGCCAUAUCAACAAUGUGCACAACACGGUGUACGAGGCCGACAGCAAGAUGUUCCAUCGGGAGACUAAUCUAAACACCUACGUGGUGAAGGGCGCGAUCGGGUCCACCUGUCCCCAUUGCAACGUCAAAUACCCGAACAACAAGGCUUUGAAGAUACAUUACAUUAGGUAUCACGAGGACGCCGAUUGAAUUCGCUCGAUUUACUGGGCGCGAUUGUGUCAGGUGGGAGCAAGAUUUUUUCUUGACACUAUAUCUUUCACAUCUGUACGAUAUAUAUAUCUUUAAAUCAUCGAUUUUUUUCUCCGCAUUGCACUCGGAGAUUAAUGCUUGCAUUGUAUGUUCCUGAGACGAUAUUGAUAUAAAUGUUUCCAUUAAAAAAAAAAAAAGAAAAGAAAACAACAACAAAGAGUGUAAAAACACAAAACAGCAACAAAUCCUCGGUUUGAAUUUUUGUUAAGAUGCAUAACGGUUUGAGAUUGGACACAAUUCUGCGACAAAUGAGUCUCUUUAGAGACGUACAAACCAACACAUUGCUGCUGUGCAAGCGCUCAGAUCGAGCUUCAGAAUGCGACUAACACUAAAAGACGGAUAUAGAGAACGAAGAAGAAGAAGCAGAAGAAGAAGAACAGAGAGAGGUGUAUAGAGAGAAACGUUUUUUCAGAGAUACAUAUUGUUAUUUUAAGAAAGUGUUUUCAUCUCACACAAAACGAGUAUAUAAUUCUAUAUGCGGGAUUUGUAAUAGACAAUUUAUUACUGAUACAUACCUGCGGAAGAAACGGACAUAAGCGCGCGCGUGUGUGUAUGUGUGUGUGUAAAUAUCGAAAUGUAGACUCUAUACAUAGUGAUUUCAUAAAAUACGUAUGUAGUCUCUCCCGAGGUGGUCUGCGAUUAGAAGUUAUUUUAGUUGAUCAAUUCGGGUUUGCCUCUCUUCCCCAAAUCUCUAUACUCACAUGGAAAUUCUCGACUUUACUUUAUUUACCAUUUAGAUACGUUAUAUAGAUAUAUUUAGAUAUAAAGUUGUGUGUUAUUAUUAUUAUUAUUAUUAUUAUUAUUAUUAUUGUCUAUGUGUAAAUAUAUAUACGAGCGUGCGCAACUGUCGCACUUUGUUUCCUUUCCGCAGCAGAUUGACUUCUAAAGUUAGUUCGAAAAAACGGAAAAUCCCCAAAAAUGUCGAGGACGCGGCAAUUUUUUAAAUUAUAAGCAUUUGUGUAAUUAACAAAUCGGAUCAGUGUGUAUUGGAUACAAACAUUGUCGCUCAUUUUGUUAACAAGAAUGUGGUUUGAAUGAGAUUUUGCUUUUACUGACUUUAGAGAUCCGCUAUGUUUAAAGGAAAUGCGAUAGUUGCAGGACACCCUGUAUAUAUACAUGAUAUAGAAAAUGAAUUAACUUGCUUAUGCAGGAUGUUCCGUAACUGACGAUUACAAUCAGCAAAAAAGUGUAUUUAAUGUCUUUUUUUCUUUCUCUCUUUCUCUCUUUUUCACACAAAAGUGCAAAUAAAAGUUGAAUUUUGAUUAAAAUUAAUUUAAUUAAAAUUUAAAGGCGCUUCUGCAGCUAUGUUCGAAUUGUCAUGUCAGAAGAAAUUUUUUUCUCGUAUCGGAAAUGAAAUUUUCAAUUUUCUUUCUCAUAUUAAAUCGCUGUUUUUUCUCGAUUAUAACAGUUACGAGAAACAUCUUGUAUAUAAUAGUAUUGUAUUAAGUUCUCCUCGUAUAUUUUAUUAUCGUUUACCACUUUCCUGUUGUUUAGCUUCUCGAAGCCGAUUAGCACGGCCGUUGUUUCUUCGGUUCCUUAUUUCGUCACCAUUUUUCUUAACAGUAUCUUAGUCGUAGUUAGUUUUAAUUAUACACCUCUUAUUUGCAAUUUAUUAUUAGAUUUAACACACAGCAUUUUAUAUAAGCAAUAAAAACGAGAAGAAUAAUCCGGUAAGAAUAUAUUUUUUGAUAAAUUCGCUUGAGUCUGAUUGUUUAAAAUUUUUUUUUUUUUUUCUCAGACUUAGUUGAUCAUUGACAAUUAAGUGAUGAAUGCAAAUCAUAGAUGUCUUGAUGGUUAAAUGUACGGUGACCGCAACACACAUACAUAAUUCUCGAUAAAAAAAAAAAAAAAAACAUUAGUAAUUGUAAUUUUAUAAAAUUA